Molecule: messenger RNA, 621 nt
Organism: Trichosurus vulpecula (common brushtail)
Lineage: Eukaryota; Metazoa; Chordata; Mammalia; Diprotodontia; Phalangeridae
Gene: CCL1
Product: C-C motif chemokine ligand 1
Exons: 3
Coding region: 7-282 (91 amino acids)
Biological process (GO): cellular response to type II interferon; lymphocyte chemotaxis; inflammatory response
Cellular component (GO): extracellular region
Molecular function (GO): CCR chemokine receptor binding; chemokine activity
Source: RefSeq, a predicted model, not a curated record
UCCAAGAUGCAGCACACCUCCGUGGUCCUGCUAUGUCUGCUGCUUCUAACAUCGGGGCCCCAGGACAGCUUCAGCAAUAGUUUGGUUGAUUCGAAGCCCACCUGCUGCUUUGCCUUCCUGAAGAGGAGCCUUCCACACCAUCUCAUCAAAGGCCAUGAUAUCACUAGCCGUUCCUGCUCCUACAAAGCUGUAAUGUUUACUCUGAAGAAGGGCAAAAUAUACUGUGCACAUCUUGCAGACAGAUGGGUUCAGGAUUACUUGACUAAAAUGAAUAAAAUUUGAAGGCCACCUCUAACCAGAAGACGAUCCUGAUUCCACUGGUUGCAAUCGUACUCCUCCUUCCUUUGUAUAUAUUGUAUAUUUAAUUGUCUGUCUAUGUUGUGUCUCUAGUUAGAAUGUAAGCUCCUUGAGGAGAGAAAAGGCUUCCCCUCCCCAUACCUUUUUUGUCUUGUAUCUUCAGGACCAAUCACGUUGUCUGGCACAUAGCAGGGAAUUGACAAGUGUUCGUUGAAUUGAAUUGAAAGUGGAUUUCCAACAAAGAAUGAAGGCAACCUGGGCAGCCUAGAGCCCUGUUUAUCCACUAUUCCCUUACUGACAAUUUUGCCAGGCUCUGAAGCUCGA